Cyprinus carpio (common carp) is the source of this 1033-nucleotide messenger RNA. RefSeq names its product adenine nucleotide translocase lysine methyltransferase (gene antkmt). Gene Ontology annotation, molecular function: protein-lysine N-methyltransferase activity. Gene Ontology annotation, biological process: regulation of mitochondrial ATP synthesis coupled proton transport; positive regulation of proton-transporting ATP synthase activity, rotational mechanism; peptidyl-lysine trimethylation. Lineage: Eukaryota; Metazoa; Chordata; Actinopteri; Cypriniformes; Cyprinidae. The record is from RefSeq and is a predicted model, not a curated record. Gene Ontology annotation, cellular component: mitochondrion.
GACCUUUAUUUUGAAAAGUCCCAAACAGGAAGUUGUCGUCCUGCGCUCUGUUUAGCUGUAGAAAUGUUCCGCUUACAAUGAAGGUGAAGGUCCAAGGCUGUAGUUUAAACCACUAAAGCCACUUUUCAGGAAACGGGUAUCAAGCCAGCAGUAUUCAGCCAUGGAAGACGACAUACAAGAGGAAGUCCUUUCACAGUUCAAGGAGAGGCGACUGGGCGGCUGGCAGGUCCUGCAGCUGACGGCGGGCACGGGUUUGGCGGUCUAUGCUGUCUGGGCAGGAAUCCUCAUGCCGGGGUUUCGCCGAGUGCCUCUCAGAUUACAGGUGCCUUAUAUGCCAGCGAGCAGAGCUCAAGUGAGUAACGUCAUGACUCUCCUGAAGGGCCGAUCUGGAGGCGUCGCUGACCUGGGCUCAGGGGACGGCAGGAUUGUGUUAGAAGCGUGCUCUCGGGGUUUUUCUCCAGCAGUUGGUUAUGAGCUCAAUCCCUGGCUUGUUCGUCUUGCGUAUUUUCAUGCGUGGAGAGGUGGGCAACAUAGAAGUGUUUCAUAUCGGCGAGAAGAUCUAUGGAAGGUUGAUCUCUCGGCAUUUAAAAAUGUCACAGUGUUUCUAGCCCCUAGUGUGUUAAGUCUUUUACAAAAGAAGUUGCUGGCCGAGCUGCCUGAAGAUGCUGUGAUUGUGGCGGGACGUUUUCCGUUUCCUGAUUGGACGGCGUGUAAAGUAGAGGGUGAAGGUGUGGACAGAGCGUGGGCCUAUCACGUACAAGAACUGAGACAUCGCUACAAGUCACAAGAUAGACAUGAGGAAACCAGCUGAGAAACAUUUUAAACCUGUGCUUUCUUCUUAUUAUGUAUUCAUUUUAUCAUGUUUUAUGGAAUUGUUUGAUGCACAGAAUGUUUUUACAAGAUUUAAACUAUUAAUUCAUCUUUUUAUUGUGCCCUCACUCUUAAGUGAAACAAAACAUAAGAUGUCGAAAACAAAGCUGCUGUCUGUGGGUGUUCCUUAAAGGGUUUGAACACGCGGAACACCCCCUUUCUU